AGAGCACUGUGCGAUAGCAUUUUCCUCUAUCCCAACAACGAAAGCAGUGAGAAGUGUCGAGAGAGAGCGAGAGAAAACGAGAGAGAUGAGCGUGUCAACAGCGGGAUACCUAGCGAGGAGAGCAGCGCAGAAGGAGAGGGUUCAGAUCCUCUACCGCCGAGCUCUCAGAGACACUCUCAAUUGGGCCGUCCACCGUCACCUCUUCUAUCAAGAUGCCUCCAACCUCCGCGAAAAGUUCGACGCCAACAAGCAUGUGGAGGAUCUGGACGCGAUUGAUAGAAUGAUUGCAGAAGGUGAGGCACAGUAUAAUAAGUGGCGGCACCCUGAUCCUUAUAUCGUUCCUUGGGCUCCUGGUGGCAGCAAGUUUACUCGAAACCCUACUCCACCUUCUGGGAUUGAGAUAGCGUACGACUAUGGUCGAGAAGAUAAUGAUUAAAUCUCCCAUCUUUUUUCCGUGGCAAUAAAUAAAGCUUGCAAUGAUCCGUGACUGUUGCAGGAGAUACGGAGCAGAGUUCAUUAUCUUGCUUGUGUUUAUUGAAAGAAAACAAAAUGAUAGACAAUCUGUGAUUUUUCACUGCAAUGUAUCUUUUUUUCCUAUGAAGGAUAUUGUGUUGCAGACUGACUUGGAUCAAAACUGCAAUGGAAUGAUCUGGAAUUCUUUAAAUGAAAAAAACUUUAUUUUCUUCA
Molecule: messenger RNA, 687 nt
Organism: Manihot esculenta (cassava)
Lineage: Eukaryota; Viridiplantae; Streptophyta; Magnoliopsida; Malpighiales; Euphorbiaceae
Product: NADH dehydrogenase [ubiquinone] 1 beta subcomplex subunit 9
Exons: 6
Coding region: 86-436 (116 amino acids)
Biological process (GO): mitochondrial electron transport, NADH to ubiquinone
Source: RefSeq, a predicted model, not a curated record